UCCUCUGGAUCCUUUCCCUCAUUCCUCCACCUCCACCUUUGUCUCUCCCAGAAACCUGUGAAUUCCAGAGAGCUUCCAGCCUCAGGCAGCUGCCAGGAGUGAGAGCAACAGACAGAGCCUGUGCCAUCCUGCAGAAGUCUGCGUGUGCCUCCCCCAACUCUCUGUGUGCGUGUGUGCAUCAUCUGUAAGAGCUCCCCUCUCCCCCCUCCCCUCCACCUCCCUUUCCUUUUCUUUUCAUGAGAUUCAGAGCUAGCGGAGGAGCGGGAGCAGCAUGUCGCUGCAGUUGUUCUAAUCUCGAGGUUCUCGUGGUCAGGCUGGCUGCCCCUCGGCUCUCCGAUGUACCAGGCGGCAGCAGACUCUGUCAUUCAGGGCCUCACUGAGCCAUGCCCAGACGGAGCCCAUCCCAGCUGUGUUUCUCCCGCCGCGCUGACCACCACCAGACAGAGCUCCUUGACCAGCAGCUUCUCUGACCAUCUGGCUGGCAAAGACCCCCAGGCCAUGAGGACAGGUCAAAGGCAGUGAGAGGACGUGAAAGGGCAAACCCCUCCUCCCCGACUCUUACCUCCUGCCUUGAAGGCCCUGCAAGCCAGCCAAUUAAAGGGUUGCCCGUAGUCGGAUGCCUGUAUGGCGGCCUUACUGAUGCCACGGAGGAACAAAGGAAUGAGGACUCGCCUGGGAUGCUUGUCUCACAAAUCAGAUUCAUGUAGUGAUUUCACAGCGAUUCUUCCUGACAAGCCAAACCGGGCUCUCAAGAGGCUGUCCACAGAAGAAGCUACGAGGUGGGCAGACUCAUUUGAUGUGCUCCUCUCCCAUAAGUAUGGAGUGGCAGCAUUCCGUGCUUUCCUGAAGACUGAGUUCAGUGAGGAGAACUUGGAAUUCUGGCUAGCCUGUGAGGAGUUCAAGAAAACUCGAUCAUCCACCAAGCUGGUUUCCAAGGCCCACAGGAUCUUUGAGGAAUUUGUAGAUGUGCAGGCCCCUCGAGAGGUGAACAUAGACUUCCAAACUCGGGAAGAAACAAGGAAGAACAUGCAAGAACCCUCUUUAACAUGCUUUGACCAAGCCCAGGGGAAAGUGCACAGCCUUAUGGAGAAAGACUCUUACCCCCGGUUCCUGAGGUCCAAAAUGUACUUAGACCUUCUGACCCAAAGCCAGAGGAGGCUCAGUUAGAGCUGAGAUGGGGACCCAUGGAAAUCACAAGCUUUCCCUUUCCCCCAGCUGCCAAGACCAUAUUCCAAUGUGAACCGCCAUCAGUGUUUAACCGCAGUGGAGUUUGGGGUGGGAGGCUGGGGGUGGGAGGCAAAGAGUCAGUGGGGCUUCUUCCACUGUGUGACCCAACUGCCAUUUGCCCGGUUGUGUUUGUGUGUGGGUUAGUGGUACUGUCUCACAACUGUUACCCUUCUCUGGGUCAGAAAAUGGCCCUUCAUAAUGCCUUGGGUCAUUUCUGCUGAGAAGGCAAGUUUGCUAUGCUGGGCUAAUAUGUAAAUAAUGCAAAAGCAAUUCACUCCCCUCCCCCUUUUCCCUGGGCCACCACAUUGUAUUAUCUGACUUCUUGCUAGUUCUACAUCCUUGAGAGGAACCAGGGGGGAAGAUGACCAUGGGUCUCUCUGAUGGGAUUUGCAGUUCAGAAACUGUUGCCAGUCCUGGGUGUUUGGACAUCAUUGUACCAGAAAGGAAGUUCCCAGGAAUCCUAGGUUACUGGAGAUGGAAGGGAAAAAAAAAAUAUUUAUUAAGCGCCUACUAUGUGCCAGGCACUGUGCUAAGCGCUUUACAUUACUAUCUCAUUUGAUAAUAUCUCAUUUUAUAUAUACAUAUUAUAGAUAUAUAUCAUUUGGUUUCAGAUGGGAUUGAAUUAAUAGUCAGCUAUUUCUUUCAUUUCCAUUGGCCACCAUUCAGUGGGGAAAGAAUAGGG
Molecule: messenger RNA, 1909 nt
Organism: Antechinus flavipes (yellow-footed antechinus)
Lineage: Eukaryota; Metazoa; Chordata; Mammalia; Dasyuromorphia; Dasyuridae
Gene: RGS8
Product: regulator of G protein signaling 8
Exons: 7
Coding region: 625-1167 (180 amino acids)
Source: RefSeq, a predicted model, not a curated record